Malaya genurostris is the source of this 1800-nucleotide messenger RNA. RefSeq names its product venom carboxylesterase-6-like. The coding region runs from base 25 to 1800 and encodes 591 amino acids. The record is from RefSeq and is a predicted model, not a curated record. The transcript is spliced from 6 exons. Lineage: Eukaryota; Metazoa; Arthropoda; Insecta; Diptera; Culicidae.
CAUUCGGAAAUUCAAUCAUUCGGCAUGAGCGACACGAGAAAACAAUUGAAUGAAACCACAGAUGCGUCUUACGCGAACAACACUAGCGACAUCGCCGCAGACUGGUCGGAUAAUGAUGUUCCACCGAGAGCCGUCGUUAAAAUUGCUCCGGGUCUGGUAUCGGGAGUGAUAGAACAAUUACCAAACGGGGCCCAGUGCUAUUGCUUUAGAGGAAUCCCGUACGGCAAGCCCCCCAUUGGAAAACUGAGAUUUCAGGCACCUCAGCCACUGGACAAAUUUCCAACGGAAAUUAUAGAUUGUAGCAAGGAUAGGCCAGGUUGUUACUCGGUAGACAAUUAUCUUCCCAACGAUCGGAUGUCGGAAGAUUGUCUGAAUCUAAAUGUUUACACAUCAAAUAUAUCCAUCAAAAACGAUGCUAUGCCAGUAAUGAUUUGGAUUCACGGUGGUGGUUUCGUUGGAGGCAGUGCCCAAUCAUCAAUGUACUGUCCCAUACAUCUCGUUCAGGAAGGCGUGGUCGUAGUCACGGUGAACUACCGCCUGGGACCGUUAGGAUUUCUUUGCAUGCCCGCCGUCGGAAUUCACGGAAACAUGGGACUGAAGGAUCAACGGAUGAGCUUCUGCUGGGUGAGCAAACAUAUUCGACAGUUCGGCGGGGACCCUAGCAAUGUUACAAUAUUUGGCCACAGUGCUGGUGCCGCAUCAGUACACUUUCAUUAUCUGUCGGAAACGUCACGUAAUUAUUUCCAUAAAGCUAUUGCGCAAAGUGGAACGGUGUUCAAUCAAUGGGUCUUGCAAAAAAAUCCAGACGGUCGAGCUCGUAAGUUGGCUACAUUAUUAGGGUGCAAAUCAAGCGAUAAUGACCGAAUGGUGUAUGAAACUUUAAUGAAUGCCACUCCUCAAAAUCUGACUGAUUUGCAGUACCAGGUGUUUACAGAUGAAGAAAGACUCGUCUUGGUAAACUUUCCCUUUACUCCAGUCAUUGAGGUUCAUGGUCUCAAUGCAGAAGAUCCUGUUGUAACCGAUAAUCCAUUGAAACUAAUCCAAAAGCGUUUCACUACUGAUAUUCCGUUUAUAAUGGGAAUCACAAACGAGGAAGGUGUUGGAUUAGCAAACCAAGUCUUGGAAUCGUUGGCAGUCUAUCAGAACAAUCUUGGACAGCACAUUAUUCCAACUACGUUGAAUAUCAAAAACGAUCUCGAUAGAGAAGAGGCUUUGCAUAGUAUCAAAAGAUACUUUUUCGAUGAUGCAGAACUGUCAACUGAAACGAUGGAGAGUAUGUUGCAGAUUUUGGGUGACAACAUAAACAAGUUUGCCGGUUAUCUUGCAGCUGAGCUGCACUUUAUUCAUCAGAGCUCACCGCUCUAUUUUUACGUAUUUUCGUACAUGUCCGAGCUGAACAAGCUACGAGAGCUAGCCAGAACACCAUCCAAUUUGCCAGGAGUAGCUCAUGGUGACGAUUUAUGCUACUUAUUUUCGUCGUCAUUUUUCUCCACAGAAUCGAUUGACCCUGCUGGACAAGCCUGUAAAUUUCGUCAAACAAUGUGCAAACUGUGGACAAAUUUUGCGAAAAGUGGUAAUCCCACACCGAACAAUGAUAUCUUAGGGUUCCGCUGGCCAACGAUUAAUGGAACCGAAGGAACGAAACCAAAUUUUGAGUUAUUAGCCGUAGAGUUGAAUGAUGCGUCGAAAAUUAUCAACAAUCCUUUUGAGGGUCGUUUCAAUUUCUGGAAAGCUCUUUUUACCCGUUACAAUGAAUGCCAUUUAAAACCAACUUUCCCAGAAGAAAACACUGAUUGUUAA